This is a messenger RNA of Lactuca virosa, 1310 nucleotides long. The record is from the annotation of a GenBank genome assembly. Lineage: Eukaryota; Viridiplantae; Streptophyta; Magnoliopsida; Asterales; Asteraceae.
AGAUUUUCGAUUCAUACAUAGUUUCCAUCUCUUUUGAUUUAUAAGCUUCACAUUUCCAUUUUUCAAGAAAAAAUGGAGAUGAAAUUGGUGGCGGAGAAGGCAGACCAGACAGUGUACGAAGGGGAAGGGGGAGCCUACUAUGCAUGGUCAACAUCCAAAUCGCCAUUGUUGAUGGAAUCCAAGCUUGCCGCUGGCUGGCUUCUCCUUCAUCCUCUUGGGUUUGCUCUUCCUCACUUUUCUGAUUCCUCCAAACUCGCUUACGUUCUUGAAGGUAAGUGCACAGUUGGAAUGGUGGCACCCAAUAGUUCAGAAGAAACGGUCGUGGUGAUCAAGAAAGGGGAUGUACUUCCAUUGCCGAGGGGAACGGUGUCAUGGUGGUUCAAUGAUGGUGGCAUCGAUUUCACCACCGUAUUCCUGGGUGAAACCACCAAAGGCCAAGUCUCCGGUGAGAUGGGCUACUUCUUCUUGGUCGGAGUUCAAGGGAUACUACAUGGAUUCCAAUCCGAUCUUGUCUCGAAAAUCUUCAACCUCGACACCAAGGAAGCUGAAGAUAUAGUAGGUAGCCAACAAGGAGGUUUGAUCGUUAAACUUAGGAAUGGAAUUGAGUUUCCAAAUCCCAGCGAAGAACAUAUGAAAGAGAAAGUAUAUGCCACCAUUGAUACUCCGGCAGCUGAUGUUGUUGUGGAAGGUGGUGGAAUCAUCAAUUCCUUAACGGAAAAGGAUUUUCCGGUGCUUGUUGGAAUGGGUUUGAGUGCACGAUUUGUGAGGUUGGAAGGUAAGGCUAUACUGGCACCAAGCUAUGUGGCAGAUGGAUCCGUUUCCGUCAAUUAUGUUGCUAAGGGAAGUGGUCGGAUCCGGGUUGUGGGUAAUGAAGGGAAGCCCAGUUUUGAUGGCGAAGUGGGAGAAGGCUACUUGAUCGUUGUUCCUCAAUUCUAUGCUGUAACUGUGAUUGCAGACCAAAGUGGAAUGGAACUCUUUUCACUCAUAACUUCUUCAAAGCCUGUUAUGGAGCAAUUAGCUGGAAAUAUGUCGGUUUGGAAGGCAAUAUCACCAGUGGUUUUACAGUCUGCUUUGAAUAUCAGUCCUCAACUGGAAGAACUCUUCAGAUUGAAGAAUACAACAAGUUUGAUGAUUAUUCCUCCAAGAACCUAAUAUCAAUAUAUAUGGUAUUGAUGGAAGUAUAAAAUUUAUGGAAUAAAAUAAUAAGACCCUCAUACGAGGUCUUAAUUUACAUGGCUAUGAGUUUGGACUCAGCGUUGAUAAGUGUUUGUAUUUUAUUUUAUUUUUAAAAUAAGUUGUUUUUAUUUAGU